GAAACGUCCAAGAAUAGAAUUGCACUAUUACACUAUAAAUGAAUAAAGUACCUAUUAUUACAUUAAAGCCUAAUCCACUCUCUUUCUCAAGUCUCCCUCAUUUCUCUCCUUUAUAUUCUCCCCAAUUCAGAAUCCCAACUCCUAAUUACAACCGAGAAAAUCAAAGAGAAAAAACUGAGUUUUAACAAUGGCGUCUGAAAAACCAGUAAUGUUAUUGGGUAUUGAUGAUAGUGAACAAAGCUUUUAUGCUUUGGAAUGGGCAAUUGAUCAUUUCUUCAUUCCUUUUGCACCCAAUUUCCCAUUCAAACUUUGUCUUGUUCAUUCCAAACCUACUCCUAUGUCUGCUAUUGGAUUUGCUGGGCCUGGAGGUUCCGAAAUUUUACCCGUUGUGGACACUGAUCUAAAGAAAAUAGCUGCCAGGGUCAUAGAGAAGGCUAAAGAGCUCUGCCACUCUAAAUCGUUGGAUGAUGUUGCCGUAGAAGUUGUAGAAGGUGAUGCUAGGAAUGUGCUCUGUGAGGCUGUUGAGAAGCACCAUGCUUCCAUGUUGGUUGUAGGUAGUCAUGGCUAUGGAGCAAUAAAGAGGGCUGUUCUGGGCAGCGUAAGUGACUACUGUGCUCAUCAUGCUCAUUGCUCUGUGAUGAUCGUCAAGAAGCCUAAGAUUAAGCACUAAAUUCCGUUCUGAAACCAUUGUCUGAUGUUUGGUGAAAUGCACUAAAUAAUGCCCUUUCAUUAUUUAUAUGUGUAAUAAUUAUUUUCAUCACUUUUGGAGAAUUGGAGUGAUGAAAUAUUAGUAGGAAAAUGAUACUGAUGUAUUAUUGUAUAUGAGUAGAGAAGUACUCCAUAAGCCUGUGUGAUGCAUGGCGGUAUUUUUUUUUAUAUUUUAAGUGUGCAAAAUUAGGUGGGAGGAAGUGACUGAGUCAACGGCAAAUUUCUUAGAGAUGCGUCCAGAUUUAUAUGGGGUGUUUGGUGCUAAUUAGCUGUUUUAGUUUGGUGGUUUGACGAGUUAUUUCUAUUAGUGGUUCAUGAUGGUUGUUUAUAUUAGUGUUUGGUGAAAACCAGUCACUAAAAUGUUUAUUGUUUAGUUGCUAAAGAUAAAUGCAAAAGCUUAAAGAAAGAAUUACUCAA
Messenger RNA from Beta vulgaris subsp. vulgaris (sugar beet), 1125 nucleotides. RefSeq lists its product as hypothetical. The record is from RefSeq and is a predicted model, not a curated record. NCBI's taxonomy places the organism in Eukaryota, Viridiplantae, Streptophyta, Magnoliopsida, Caryophyllales, Amaranthaceae. The transcript has 4 exons. Bases 188 to 670 code for a protein of 160 amino acids.